AUGGCUGAUGUCAAUGAUGGUCAGACUCUUUCGUCGAGUCGCACGGUGACUGAGGUUUCACCUGCUCCACCGUUGCAUGCUCCGAACAUGUUACAAAAGGCUCAUCCCUACGUUUCCCUCAAGCUUUCGGCUAUAAAAUUUUUGUUUUGGAAAGCUCAAUUGGUUCCGUUUCUGCGCGGCCAAAAUUUGUUCGGGUUUGUUGAUGGUUCGCACCUGUGUCCUCCGAAGUUUGUUGCGUCGACCUCGUCCGCACCUCCGGUCUCUAACUCUGCUCACGCACAAUGGGUUCAGCAAGACCAAUCCAUAUUGGGCAUUUUGAUUUCUUCGAUGGCGGAGGAGGUCUUAUACCUUGCUAUUGGUCACAAGACAUCCAGGAAUGGAGACUCAUUGCCCGUCGAUUACUUGGGUCGUGCCUGGCUUCUUGUGGAGCAGUUGGCGCAGGCCGGACGGCCAGUUGGUUUUGAUGAACAAAACCUGCAUAUUUUCAGAGGUCUUCGACCGGAAUACCGUGCCUUGGUAUCCUCUCUUACCACCAAAGAUGCUCCGCUUACGAUUCCUCAGGUUGCUGAUUUGCUCAAUGCCCAUCGGUAUGUUUUUCAGGAGGAUGUUCUGCCGCCUGUUGCUGCUUCGCUGCCGGUUGCGAUGUAUGUUUAG
Molecule: messenger RNA, 654 nt
Organism: Ipomoea nil (Japanese morning glory)
Lineage: Eukaryota; Viridiplantae; Streptophyta; Magnoliopsida; Solanales; Convolvulaceae
Exons: 2
Coding region: 1-654 (217 amino acids)
Source: RefSeq, a predicted model, not a curated record